AUGUGUUAGUGGUAACCACAUUGUGGUUCAGAUCUCUGAUUCGACGACCAAAUCAAAAUGAGUUCCAUUAAAAGGAUGUUACUCAGAAAACGCACUCUAAAUUUUUCAAGAAUUAAAUUACUGUGCCGUCAACAGUCUUCAACAUCUUAUAAAGAUUCUCUUCUUCUACCACAAACAAAAUUUCCUCAUAAAGUGAACUACAAGAACCGCAGAGAAAGAGACCAUUCAAUCGAAAUUGAUGCAAAAUUUGGAGAGUUAUAUAAUAAGCAAAAAACAAAGAAAGAACAAAAAGAAUUCAUUUUGCAUGAUGGUCCUCCUUAUGCAAAUGGAGAAGUACAUAUUGGCCAUGCUGUCAAUAAAAUUUUAAAAGAUAUAACAGUUCGAUAUGAGCUUCUUCAAAACAAAAGAAUUAUUUUUACUCCUGGCUGGGACUGUCAUGGACUGCCAAUUGAGCUCAAGGUUCUAAAGGAAAAUUACAAAUCUGAAACAAAUAUUUCAGAAAUUGAUAUUCGCCAAAAAGCUUUUUCAUUUUCACAAAAAAUUAUUGAAAAACAAAGAACAUCUUUUAUGGAAUGGGGUAUUUUAACAGAUUGGUCCAAUAGCUAUAUUACUUGUAGACCACAUUAUAUUAUUCAACAGUUGCAUGUAUUUCAGGACCUGUAUGAAAAAGGAAUGAUAUUUCAAGAUCAUAAACCAGUGUUUUGGUCUCCUGAUAAUAGAACAUCACUGGCAGAAGCUGAGUUAGAAUAUAAUUCUAGCCAUGUCAGUCCAUCCCUGUUUGUUAAAUUUUCUGUGAAGAAGUGUCCUGAUGUUAUAAAGACUCAUAUAUUAUCAGGUUCAAAUCUCAGUGUAUUAAUAUGGACAACUACUCCAUGGACUCUCCCUGCUAACCAAGCAGUAUGUUAUGCUCCAAAUCAAAAGUACUGUAUGGCAUUCUGCAGUUCUAAGCAGGAAUAUUAUUUAAUAGCAGUAGAAAUGUUACCAUUCCUAGAAAAAUCUUUGAAUCUAGAACUCAAAGUUGUUACAACUUUUGAAGCAUCGCUUUUAAAUGAAGUUACAUAUUCUCAUCCAAUUUCAAAGGACAGGGAGUGUCCAUUCCUUCCAUCUAAUCAUGUGACUAUGGACAAAGGAACUGGAUUAGUUCACACAGCUCCUAAUCAUGGGUUAGAUGAUUACAUUGUAAUGAAAAAACAUCAGAUACCUCUUGAUCCAUGCCUUGUUGAUGAAUAUGGAUGUUACAAUAGCCAAGCAAGCAAAGAAUUACAAGGGAAAGCUGUCCUGAAAGAAGGAACAAAGCUUAUCCUGGACCUUCUCUCUGCUGACAUUGUUCAUUUGGAAGAUUAUGUUCAUAGUUAUCCUUAUGAUUGGCGAAGCAAGACUCCAGUUAUCAUUAGGAGUUCCCAUCAAUGGUUUAUUGAUGUUCAUCAGAUAAGAGAUAAAGCCAUUGAUUGUUUGAAGGAUGUAACUAUUGUUCCAGACCACUUUAAAAAAGUUUUCCAGCAUCAGUUAUUGUCGGCACCUCAGUGGUGCAUUUCUAGACAAAGAGCUUGGGGUGUUCCUAUACCAGCCUUCUACUCUUCUGACCGAAAUAAACCCCUCGUUCACAGGUCUAUAACUAACCAUCUAUGUUCAUUGAUUCAAACACAUGGGAUCCAUUGUUGGUGGGAGAAAAAUGCAAAUGAACUACUACCACCAGAACUGAAAAAUAAACUAGAAUUACCGCUCGAAGAGUAUCAGAAAGGAAGUGAUAUUAUGGACAUCUGGUUUGAUAGUGGCAUUAGCUGGAAAUGUGUUUUGCCAGAACCGCACAUAUCUGAUAUUUGUAUCGAGGGCAUCGAUCAGAUUCGAGGUUGGUUCAACUCGUCUUUGCUGACAUCUGUGGCAAUGAGAGGAAAAGCACCAUAUAAAGCACUUGUUCUUCAUGGAUUUACAACAGAUUCCGAAGGUCGAAAGAUGUCUAAAUCCGAAGGGAAUGUCAUAAAUCCUGAAGAUAUUAUAUCUGGAUCAAAAAAGAUCGGCAAUCCUCCAUAUGGUAUAGAUGUUCUACGAUGGUGGGUGGCAUCCCAUGCCUGCCAAUCUGAAAAUAUACCUGUGAAAAUGGAGAUUUUGGAUGACUGUGCACAGAGCUUGAAUAAGCUGCGUAAUACAUUUAAAUUUCUCUUGGGGAAUUUAAAAGAAUAUGAUCUUUCUUCCGUUCCAACUUCACCUCUAGAAAUGAGGGAUUUGGACUUGUAUAUGUUGCAUAUUCUCAGAAAUUUUUAUCAAAAAAUUCUAAAGCAAUACAGUUUGAUUCAAUAUAAAGGUGUUUCAAAGGAUGUUUUAAACUUUGUCACCAAUGAAGUGUCUUCUUUUUAUUGCCAUUUAGUCAAAGAUCGAUUGUAUUGUGAUGCUCCGAAUUCCAAAGAUAGAUUAGACUGUCAAGCAGUAUUGUUUUUCAUUUUGAACACUUUGCUUCAGAGUGUUGGACCCAUUUGCCCACAUCUUGCCGAAGAAGUAUAUCUAUUUUCUCCUUAUAGAAAAAAUUCUAGUAGCUUAUUUGAAAACCAGUUCCCAUCUUUAGAUGAAUUCUUAGCAAAUACUUCAUUUCCUUUGUCAAUCCUGUGUGCUAAUCAGAUAAGAGAUGCGAUUUUAAAAGCAGAUGUCAGAACAGCUGAUAUGGAAGCUACUAUAGCAUGCAAUCCCAAACUCUUGGAUACUUUACAAGAUCUAAAUAAAAAUGUUACAAAUAAUUCAGGGUUGAAAGAAUUCUUUCAAGUUGCAGAUAUUAAAUUUACAAAUAGCCAUGAGGAGCCAUCUCAAGGAUUAACCAUAAAAGGAGAUUUAGAGCUUACCGGAAAUAGUGAUAAAGAAAUGUUUGCUGUGACACUGGCUAAAACAAAACUGGAGAAAUGUCCUAGGUGUAGACUUUUUGCUUCUAGUUCUAAAGACUCAUUAUGCCCUCGAUGUUCUCAUGUUUUAAAUGUUUCUGUUUCACAAAAGUCUUGUGUUUAAAUAUAAAUUGUUAUGUUAUUUAUUUUCA
Molecule: messenger RNA, 3019 nt
Organism: Argiope bruennichi
Lineage: Eukaryota; Metazoa; Arthropoda; Arachnida; Araneae; Araneidae
Gene: IleRS-m
Product: isoleucine--tRNA ligase, mitochondrial-like
Exons: 23
Coding region: 58-2991 (977 amino acids)
Biological process (GO): isoleucyl-tRNA aminoacylation
Cellular component (GO): cytosol
Molecular function (GO): tRNA binding; ATP binding; isoleucine-tRNA ligase activity
Source: RefSeq, a predicted model, not a curated record